Messenger RNA from Paramacrobiotus metropolitanus, 1963 nucleotides. Its product is annotated as acetylcholine receptor subunit beta-like 2. The coding region runs from base 495 to 1781 and encodes 428 amino acids. Gene Ontology annotation, molecular function: transmembrane signaling receptor activity; extracellular ligand-gated monoatomic ion channel activity; neurotransmitter receptor activity. Lineage: Eukaryota; Metazoa; Tardigrada; Eutardigrada; Parachela; Macrobiotidae. Gene Ontology annotation, biological process: regulation of membrane potential; monoatomic ion transmembrane transport; nervous system process. Gene Ontology annotation, cellular component: membrane; synapse; neuron projection. The transcript is spliced from 6 exons. The record is from RefSeq and is a predicted model, not a curated record.
GGAAUAUCUAUAGAAGUACUUCUAUUAGCUCUAUAAAUAUAGCAUAGGACGUACCAGUACUAAAAAGUGUUUUGACGCAUGUAUCGAACUGAAAACCUCGGCAGCAUUAUUCGAUCUUUUUUUAGUGUAAUAUAUCUGUAUGUGCUAAAACGAUAAUAUUAUAAUAAUACUUAACCAAUUCUUGACUCUUUGCCUUUCUUUCCACGCAGUUGCAAACAGUACUGUACUACAUCCGUUCUUGCCGCAAAGUGCAGUAAGUGCUGCGUGCAGCUUCUUCAAAAACUAUGUGCCCGGCUUAGAGUUCGGGAUUUCCAUCUUCUGUACUAAGAGCGUGGAAAGAAUCUCCAUAAUUCUCCACUUUAUUUCUAUGUCAUAUUGUGAUUCACCUUUCUAUAUUACUGAUAACUGAUCAUGGAGUGCUCAUAAAAAUAUCAUAAGGUAGACUCAGUUCAACUCGCGCGCCAUCAGGAAUCCAGAAAUUCUAUGCUAAGGCAAUGGAAGUUUUGGAGAAACAGUUUCCGUUAUCCAUCGCACUAAUACUCAUAUGCUGGAGCGUCAAGGGAAGUUGCAAACAAAGUACCAGUCCAGCAAACGAUGGUGUCACCGGAACUAUUUUCAAAGGCCGCGAAAGGUCUGUGGCCGAGAAGCGAUUACGGGAGCAGCUGCUAAUUCGCUAUGACAAACCAGUUAUGCCCAACGCCAACAACACGCAGAUUUUUAUGCUUAAAAUGGGAAUGAUUCUCACCGGCAUACAGGAAGUUGAUUGCAACAAACAGCGUGUAACGGUCAGUGCAUGGAUGAAGCUGGAGUGGUACGAUGGCCGGCUGACAUGGUUUCCUGAUCAACAUGCCAAUUUAUCCAGCCUGCCUUUCAGCGAUCAGGAUGUGUACAUACCGGAAGUGCAGCUUUUCAACCGAUAUAAAGCGCGCGAUACUUAUGUGUUUGCUCCGUCAUUGGUCAUCGGAUACUUUCACGGCGAAUUAAUUUGGCUACCGCCAUCCUCCCUGGAUGUGCCCUGCUCGAUGGAUAUGUCCAAAUGGCCAUUUGACAGCCACAUCUGUGUUUUUAUCUUUGGCCACGCAUCCCGUGACAGCUCCACAUUCCAAAUCUAUCCCGAUUCGAAAACGGUGGAUUUCGAGACGGGAACGGGAGUCAGCGCCACAAGCAGCCGGCGAGAAUGGUACAUCAGUGAUACUUCCGUGGAGCGCACGACAAGUUACAUCCUGGAUAACUACGACACUAUCCGCUUCUACUUGACCUUUACCCGCGUACCCUCCGUGUUUCUGCGCUCCUGCUUUAUGGCGCCACAUGUGCUGUUGAUCACCGCGCUGUUUUUACUUUGCACGGAUGACGCUAAUGUGCGGCAUCUCAUGGCAGUCUUGCAGUUGGUGACGGCCAUGGCGCUGGGAGCGACCAUGUGGAUGAUCAUACCGCCGGCUCGUUAUCUCCCCAAAAUUGCAUACCUGACCUCCGGGAUACCGGUUGUGAUUUUAACGAUUUUGAUAUUCACUUCGUUGCUGGAUCGAUUGGCCCAGAGUUACGCGUCCGUGCCGCGUUGUAUUGCUGUGCUUUCGCUUUGCCUACGACAAUUUCCCGGGAAACUCUUCAGGCGGGAACGUCCACGAGCCAGUGGGCAACUCUUGCUAACGGACGGUCCCACGCUCCACCAGCGUCCGGAAUGUAAAACGACAUGGACGGAUGUGGCAGCACAAUUGCGCGUUGUAGUUUUGUUAUUGUAUACCAUUUCCUGUGCAUUUCUUAUUGGUUUGACGUACAACUGAAUAAAUUAAAUAAGCAAACUGUAAUUUUGGCUCAGCCACUAUAAAGUUGAUGUAUUGUUUUUUUGCAGAUGCAUUGUUAACGCCUAGGUAUUGUUAAUUGUGAGCUCAACCCAGAAGUUGUUUUUACCAACAUCGUUUUUGUGCUCAUUUUGAGCCAUUAAUAUACCAACUGGAAAAAUCUG